This is a messenger RNA of Epithele typhae, 339 nucleotides long. RefSeq lists its product as uncharacterized. The transcript has a single exon. Bases 1 to 339 code for a protein of 112 amino acids. The record is from RefSeq and is a predicted model, not a curated record. NCBI's taxonomy places the organism in Eukaryota, Fungi, Basidiomycota, Agaricomycetes, Polyporales, Epitheliaceae.
AUGCAGACGACUCGGGGCAGCUCUUCUCCUACACGACGAUCCACGCAACCUGCUCGCGUGCUGCGUUUGGGCUGCACCCAUGAAAACGUCACUGUGCUGCGUUUCCAGGACGUCGUGGUCGAACUUCGUGGCACAGACUUCAACGCCGACUGCCUCCGCGGAUUCCUCCCCUGCCCUGGGUGGCCCACGCUCGUCGACGCCGCACGCUCGGUCUGUUGUGUUUACUAUCACCGUAAAGGCACAGCAUCUGACCAGCUUUCCGUCCUCACGCUACCCUCACCACUGCCUGCAACUUGGGGAUAUAUCCCUUCCCGCAGAGCAAUAGGAGACGGCGGAUGA